AAAUGGACAGAGAGAGAUUUGGAGAGUAAUUGUUAAUGGAAAGUGGGGAGAGCUUGAACAUGUUUCUUGUUCUGUAUUUUCUUUUCUAGAUUUACAGAUAUUCCCUUUUCUUUAGUGGGUAGCUACCUUUUUCCCUUUUUAAUGUUAUCUUCUUGUUCAGCUAAGGGAUUCAGAUUUAAGUUUGGGAAAUUGGGUUUCCACAAGUUUGGUAGUAAUCUCCGUUUCUCGUGAAGAAUUGCUGUACAAUCUGUUUCCCUCUGUAUCUUCCUGUAAAGUAGAUGAGUACUUCAGUUUCAGUUCAAGAAGAUCAUUGGGAUUUGAGUUUGAUGUUGUUUUCAUAGAUCUCCAAUAAAGGAGCUUGCUUUCUCGCUUUAGAUGAAGUUUUUCUAGAAAAAUUUUUUUUUCUAGGAGCUACUUUCUUGGGAAACAAACAGAGGCUUAGUUCUUUGUUUUUCUGAUUUUUGAUAUUCCGUUUUGAUCUUAUUGAAAAUCCCAGAAGAGACUGAUUCUGGGUUUUGCAUCUAGAAGGAAUGGAGUCGGAUUUCCAGCACCAUCAUCACCAUCUUCUCGAUCAUUACCAACAGCAGCAGCAGAAGCAGCUAAAUUCUGGGUUGAUGCGCUACCAAUCUGCGCCAAGUUCGUUGUUUUCGAGUUUAUUGGACCGAGAAUUCUGUGAAGAGUUUUUCAAUCGGCCUUCUAGUCCCGAAACGGAACGAAUAUUUGCGAGAUUUUUGUCAUCUAGUGGUGGCGACAACGGCGGUGGCAACACGGAGGUCAUCUCCGAUGCAGUGAGGCAAAAUUCUCUGGAAAAAGAAGUGGAGGUGAAGGUUGAGCCGGAAACCCAGAUGAUGGCGCCAAUGAAUAGUGAAACAGCGGUUAUGCAACAGCAGCAACAGCCACAGCCACAGCCACAGCCACAGCCGCAGCAGGGCAACUAUUCCUCUGUUUCUCAGAAUUUUUACCAAGGCCAACCUCGACCGCAUCCACAUACGAGUUCAGCUAUGGAGUACAACAUGACUAGUUCAAUGGGGAUGGACCGGUUGCCGCCGAUGAAAACGGGUGGUGGCAGUAAUUCCAAUCUUAUCCGACAUAGCAGCUCUCCGGCAGGGCUAUUCGCCAACAUACAUGUUGAAAAUGGCUAUUCUGUGAUGAGAAACGUGGCGGAUUUUGGAGGUGGAAAGACUGAAAAUAGAGAACCAACAUUUCAUUCUGCAAGCAGGCCACCUCCAUCUCCAUUAUUGACUCCAAUUCCAGAAAUUGGAAGCAAAAACGUGGGAGCAAAUUCCUCCGAGAAUGUUGGAUAUGGCGAAAAUCGUCAGAACAGUUACUCCACCGGAUUCCCAACUGGCUCUUGGGAGGAAUCAGCAAUGAUGUCUGAUAACAUGAGCAGAAGACUUGGAGAGGAGGACAGAACACUUUCAUCUGAAAUUCAGAAUGUAGAUACUGGAAACCGGCCGCCACCCAUUUUAGCUCAUCACUUAAGCUUGCAAAAAGCUUCAGGAGAGAUGUCUACCAUUGAGAAGUUUUUUCAGCUCCAGGAUUCUGUUCCCUGUAAGAUCCGGGCGAAGAGGGGUUGUGCUACACACCCCAGAAGCAUUGCAGAAAGGGUUAGGAGAACGAAAAUAAGUGAAAGAAUGCGGAAACUGCAAGAUCUUGUCCCAAACAUGGAUAAGCAAACAAACACAGCAGACAUGUUAGAUCUGGCUGUUGAGUAUAUUAAAGACCUACAAAAACAGGUCAAGACACUUUCGGAUUCUCGAGCAAAAUGUAGGUGUGGUAUCAAUAACAAGCAGCAGUGAAUAACUAUUGUUGAGACCCUUUUAUGUAUAGAAGUGUUAGGAGGAGCAGGAGAUGUAAAGAAAGCAGGGUUCUCAGUCUCCUCUGCGCUGAUAAAAGAAGAAAUAUUGUAGUAUUUAUUAUGCUGAUGUGGAGUGGGGAAAAGAGAGCUGCAGAAACGCUGACUUCUGAGAUCCAAAAUCCAUUAAUGCCAUCAGAAAUGUAGCUGUACACAGUAGCUGAUUUUCAUGUUGCAACAUGUUUGUCCAGUUGUUAUGCUAGCUCAACCAAUAAUGAUAUGAACAGACUGAACAGUUGUUACAUAUGAUUGAUGAAUUUGUACCUGCAAGGGGUUCACAUGGGUUUUGAAUUUUAUGUACCUGAAUUUGUGUUUUUUUUUUAAAAUAAAUAUAUAAACAUUUU
Messenger RNA from Rubroshorea leprosula, 2199 nucleotides. The record is from the annotation of a GenBank genome assembly. Lineage: Eukaryota; Viridiplantae; Streptophyta; Magnoliopsida; Malvales; Dipterocarpaceae.